UUCCUUUUUGCUUUGCAUUCUCAUCUCAUGUCACCUGCUUCACAUGCGUGGACUUGGGUGCGGAAAAUCAAAAACCUGUAGAAGAUAGCCAGCAGUUUUUUGCGAAAAAUAUGAUCCACUGAAUCUAGUGCUUGUGUUGAUACGGUUCCGAAGCAUGAGAAUAUGCAUCGCUUCGGAUUUCUUCUACCCGAACAUGGGUGGAGUGGAGGAACACAUCUUCAAUCUGUCCCAAUGUUUGCUCUCCCGUGGUCACAAAGUGAUAAUCGUGACCCAUUCGUACGGUGACCGGAAGGGUAUCCGCUACAUGACCAACGGGCUGAAGGUGUAUUACAUUCCCAUAAAGGUAUUCUACAAUCAAGUCAUCCUGCCGACCAUGAUCUGCAAUAUUCCACUGCUGCGAUACAUUUUGAUCCGCGAACAAAUCGAAAUUGUCCACGGCCAUUCGGCAUUCAGCACGCUAGCACACGAAGCAAUGAACGUAGGACAACUGCUUGGAUUGAGGUCAGUGUUUACCGAUCACAGUCUCUUCGGCUUCGCGGAUUUAUCUGCCGUGGUGACUAACAAAUUUCUGGAGAUUUCCCUCGCGAAUUGCAAUCACUGCAUUUGUGUAUCUCAUACGGGUAAAGAAAAUACGGUGCUUCGAGCCAAAGUACACCAGGAUAAGGUCUCGGUGAUACCAAAUGCUGUUGACACGGCACACUUCACCCCGAACCCGUGCCAACGACCAAUGGAUCCGGACCGAAUCAAUGUGGUGGUAGUCUCGCGAUUAGUUUACCGCAAAGGAGUCGAUCUGUUGGCAGGAAUUUUACCAAAGCUCAAACAUUGUCCCAACAUCCACUUCAUUGUGGGGGGCGAUGGACCGAAGCGGGCGUUGCUGGAGGAGAUUCGCGAGAAGAAUAACAUGCAGGACCGGGUAACGAUGCUGGGUGCGUUGGAGCACAGUCAAGUGAGGGAUGUUCUCGCGCAAGGGCACAUUUUUUUGAAUACCUCCUUGACUGAGGCUUACUGCAUGGCAAUAGUGGAGGCGGCUUCCUGCGGAAUGCAAGUGGUUUCCACGCGGGUUGGAGGAAUCCCGGAAGUGCUACCGGACAGUUUAAUCAUUCUGACGGAACCAACGGUAGAGUCCGUGUAUCGUGGCUUGAUGGUUGCUAUUAGAAGAGAAGCUGAGAAGAAACAUAUUGGAUACAUGUAUCUUAACGGCAGUAUAGAUGGCACGAUAGGAGUGUGUCGCGAUUUGAAAAGAUGUGUGGCGCCUUGUCCUUUUGAGAGGAACAACAUUGUAGCAAAUUUGUAUAAUUGGGAUAACGUUACUGGACGGACGGAGAAAGUUUAUCGGAAGGUACUGCAAGAAAAGGAAUCCAGCUUAGGAAAAAUGAUGGCCAACUGCCUCCGUAGUGGCGUCUGGCCAUAUCUUUUAGUCAUUUCUUUGUGCCAUCUAAUCUUACGCUUCCUGGAUUGGUUCGUACCGCGCAAAUACAUUGAUCGCUGCCCAUUGGACAAUCCCUUCUGGGAGGGAACCGUCGCCAGUCGCAGCCGACAAUCAUUGAACGACGUGCGGGUGCAUGUGCAUCCAAUCCCUGGUUCAAGUGCGGCCCCCAAUGCCGCUAUGUCGCAUUUGUCUUUCAACCGCCAUUCUAGACGCCAUAAAUCACCAUCCUGACGACCGUCGCUGCUGAACUCCUCUUUUAUGGCCGAGGAAAGGUUUUGAAAAAAUAUUAGGUAGAGUAAAUUAAGGCUUUGGUGGUUUUGGCUCUACUAUUGGUUUUGAAGGAAAAAAAAAGCAUUCUGAAAUUUGGUCGCAAUAUACUAAGAUGUACAAAGAAUGUUCAGGACCAAUUGAAGCACAAUAGGUUAGAAUAAAUCCUUGCCAAAAUAGAACAAAAGUUGCCAAAGCCGUUAUUUCUCCGAUUUCUAUUGUGCAAACAGAAUUUACAAUCCGAGCUCAUUCAUUGUGGGAAAUAAAAAAGACAGACUUUAUGUGCAUAGUAUAUAACGACAAGUUUUAUAUUUUUGUAUAUAGGUAGCUUUAAAAAAUCUUUCCAAAAAUUUUAUUAAAGACGAAACAAUACAAUACGAA
Messenger RNA from Armigeres subalbatus, 2077 nucleotides. RefSeq names its product phosphatidylinositol N-acetylglucosaminyltransferase subunit A-like. The transcript has 5 exons. Bases 155 to 1660 code for a protein of 501 amino acids. NCBI's taxonomy places the organism in Eukaryota, Metazoa, Arthropoda, Insecta, Diptera, Culicidae. Gene Ontology annotation, cellular component: glycosylphosphatidylinositol-N-acetylglucosaminyltransferase (GPI-GnT) complex. Gene Ontology annotation, molecular function: phosphatidylinositol N-acetylglucosaminyltransferase activity. The record is from RefSeq and is a predicted model, not a curated record. Gene Ontology annotation, biological process: GPI anchor biosynthetic process.